AGCACCUCUAGUGCACUCAGUGUUUUCGUUGUGAGCAGUUUGUAUCUUGUGUCUUGUGUCCUGUGUCGGUUACCAUGAGGAUCUUGUUUCUUAUCCUGUCUUUGAGCGUGCUCUCUGUCAUCGCGCAGAGCCGCCGCGUGAGAGUGCGUCCCUCAGAGCCGGAACAGUCCGAACCGACGGCGGCCCCCCAACUCCGGGCCGAGUACUACGCCGCCGCCCAAGAGGAGUCAGAGGAGGAAGAACAACCCCAACUCGUGAGCCGACAGCAGUACGCCCGGGCUCAGCUCCGGCCGGCGCCCGCCUCCCUCCCCACGCCGCGCUCCAAGUCCGAGCCGCGCGCACCGCCCGUCCAAACCAUCCGCAACUACAACAAACUCAACGACGACGGCUCCUUCACCUUCGGGUACGAAGCCGCUGACGGUUCCUUCAAGGAGGAGACCCGUGGCACGGACUGCGUCGUCCGCGGCAAGUACGGCUACAUCGACCCCGACGGUAACAAACGAGAGUUCACCUACGUCUCCGGCAACCCUUGCGACCCGAACGCCGUCAACCAAGAGGAUGAAGAGCUCAACUCCAACCAGGCGAGUGGUGAACGCGAGAACAUCCCCGAGAACAUCCCCCAGCGUCCAAUCCGCCCGCUGAAGAAGAGACCCACAACAACCCUCUUCCAGGCGGACUACAACCCCGCCGAAGAACAGGAGAACGCCCCCACGCCGGCUCCCCGCCCCGGCUACGUCCGCCCCUUCCCCGGGUUCAACCAGAUCGACGACGACAUCCAGCCCGCCAUCCUCCGCGCCGCCAGGCCUAAGCCCACCAACCCGGCCCCCACCCAACCCCAACCCGUCCGCUCCUCCGUCCGUAUCCUACGACCCACCACCCCUGAACUCCCUGCCACUACCUUCCGCCCGCAGCUCCUCCACAGCGAACCCCAACCCCAAUUCUUCCAGACAAAGUCCACGAUCGGCUCUUCCCCCUCUCCUACCACCCCGUCACCCAACUUCGACUCCAACUUCAAGAACUUCCAGCUUGAGAACAAUGUCGUCGGUGGACCGAAACCCCAGGCCCCUGGCAAACCGGCAGGCAGCAACCCGCUCUACUCGACGGAGUUGGUCUUCGACCCCGCCACCGGUCAGUACCAGACCGUGCUCUUCCAGUCGAUCCCCAAGGCGUCCCCGUUCCCGCAACCCGCCCCUCAGCAGCUCAACUUCUUCCCUAGGGGUCCGUUCCCCCCGCAACCACCUGUACCUGUCUUCAAUCAGCAGUUGUUCCAGCAGCAGCACGCUCAGCAGGUGAGCCAGUCCUCGAACCUCUUCAACCAGCAGCAGCAGAAGGCCGCCACCCUCCAGAGGAUACCACCAACCCUGCUGGAUCCCUCUCCACAGAAGUUCAACCAGGAGCCUCUUGCCAGCGUGCAGAGGUUUCCGCCUGAGCCGAAAUUCGCUGCCUCCCAAAGACUGCCCGCCCCAGCCGGUGGACCCGCUCCCCCUAACUUCUUCUUCGUCUCGCCCGACCAGAGGACGAAUCUAGCCAAUGGACAGAUUGAUUCUUUUUUGCGAGGACAUAAUUUGCAAUUUUAGGGACACUCUUGCGUACAAGACAAUUUUAGGCAUGUCUCCUUAGUUUUCACACCUAUCACUAAUGACCACCAGCCCUCGUAACUUCUUAGCCGAAUGCAGACGGUUGAAAUGUUUGUUUUAUAACGACAUUUUUUGGGUUUUAUUUGAAUAUUGCUGACAGUUAUAGCAAUAUUUUCAAGGGAAAUGCAAUUGAUCCAUUGCGUUUCACCUUCAAUCAUUCAGCUGAUCGACAUUCCCUUAUAUUUCCAACUAAAUAUUUCAACCUUUAAAUGUAACUACUUAAAGCGAGACCUUUUAAUCUCAGGGGCUACGCAUUUUAUGGCAAGUAAAAAUGGGUGGAGAACUGAGUAGACUUUGAGUGCCUAUUUGAUCGGAUUGUAUAAAUAAGUACUGAACCAAAGUAUGAAUGAAAUAUUGCGCUUAAUUUUACACCUUACGUCCAGAACUCCAACCUGAGACUUUGUGCAAUAAGCAAAUUUUAAAGAUGGCCGGGGUUACUUAAUAAAAUAAUGAUACUCAUUCAAGUUUGAGAUAUAUCAUGAAGGGGUCAAUUUCUUCACCUUCAAAUUGACGUGUUACGCUGAUGAAACCGGUAUGUAUUUCGAAGAUAGCGAGUCUGAUAGGAUUUGUAUCAUGUAGACUGAUGUUUUUUAUAUUGUUAAUGUUUUCUUUGAAUUACCAAUGAUGCAUAUUUUUUACCAAGACAAAAAAAAAUACGUGCAUUUUAAGAUGCGGUCAAGAACUAACAGCAGUCGUACAUUAGUGUAAUAACUCAGAACACUUCAUCGUUCUUAAGUCAUUAAAUAUUAUGCGGUAAUUUUGGGACCCAGAUUCAUGCAAAUACCACAAGAAAAAUAUUUAGCGUGUGUCGUGAAUCCAAGUAUUGCUCAAAUUAUGGCUUGCAUCUUACUUUUUUAGUUAGAGUGCAGGUAAUUUCAGCAUCCGCCUUAAAAAGUUCCCAGACAUUCAGUUUGAUCACCUCACUGAGUUUCACGACAAAUAAAUUGUUUUAUAUUACUCAAUAAACAAGAACCUAAUCCGUAAUUCGUGAGGCAGUACACAUAAAAAACCGUGGACGACCCGUAAAUCUCAGAGAGAAUUUGUUUCAUUCACGUUAACUCCUCAUUGAGCUUAAUCAUUUCACGUGAUCAAAUCAGAGCAUUCUUGAUAUGCAUCUGAGUUACCACACUAUUAAAAGAAUUAGCUUUCUCCUUUCACCGGAAUCCAAAUAUGAUACUAUAAAAAUAGAACUACAAAAACUAAAGUUGCCGUACC
Molecule: messenger RNA, 2852 nt
Organism: Bemisia tabaci
Lineage: Eukaryota; Metazoa; Arthropoda; Insecta; Hemiptera; Aleyrodidae
Cellular component (GO): chitin-based extracellular matrix
Molecular function (GO): structural constituent of chitin-based larval cuticle
Source: RefSeq, a predicted model, not a curated record